AUGAUAUCCACAAACACUGAGAAAAGAGCAAAGCUCAGGACCUCAACAAUGUCUGCCGCAAAAGCAAGCGUGAAGCGAGUUUCGGAGUCGGAGAACGUGAAGUCCAACCAGCGGAGGCGAACCGUCGUCGAUGAUGAUUUUGACGCCGCCAUCUCCAACGACAUUAAAGGCAUAAUGAGCGCUCUUCAGCAGAUCAAGGAGAAAGCGCAGAUGGAUGGCCAGAAGAAGAACGAGGAGACGAUUUCCAGUGUGGCCUCAGAGAUGAAAGCAAGAUUGGAUGAGCUGAAAUCGAAACUUGAGAAAGAAAGGCAGAGCUUUGCCAAGGGACUGCUAAAGAGCUCGAAAGAGUGUGAAAAUUUACUGAAGAAUGAGACUGCCAAGUUUCAAGAACUUUUUGAGAGGUUCUCCAAGGAGAAAUCCACACACUUGCAGGCCUUGAAAGACGUAUCUGAAAACAAUGCUUCUUUGACGGGUGGGGCAUAUGGUUUCGAGAAAGCAACUAUUUCUCUGUCCCAGAAGCUGUUGUCUUCCCCAAAGAAGGUGACUCUCUUACGACAUGGCCUUAGCUCUUGGAAUAAAGAAGGCAGAGUUCAGGGUAGCUCAGACCUGUCGGUCCUAACCGAAGCAGGUGUUGCACAAGCAGAAAGAUGCCGGACUGCCCUAUCUGAUAUGCACUUUGACCAGUGUUUUUCGAGCCCAAUAUCUCGUGCCAAGUCUACUGCUGAAAUCUUAUGGCAAGGCAGGGAACAGCCUUUGGUUUAUCUCGACUCGCUAAAGGAGGCUCAUUUGUACUUUCUUGAAGGCUUGAGAAAUGUGGAUGCUAAGAAGAAAUAUCCCAAGGAGUUUGUUCAGUGGAGAGAGGAUCCUUCGAAUUUUUGCAUUAACGGUGUUUAUCCCACGAGGAAGUUGUGGGAGACGGCCCGUGAGGCUUGGUUAGAAAUCUUAUUUACGCCGGGAGAAAAUUUCUUGGUUGUCACACAUAAAUCGAUCUUGAGGGCAUUGAUCUGCACAGCUCACGGGCUCCCCCCAGAGAGGUUUCGUGCAAUCGACGUUAACAAUGGUGGAUUAUCUGUGUUUGGGUUUAACAAACAAGGGGAAGCAAUGCUUCGGUCGUUGAAUAUGACGGCACAUAUGUACACGGAUCACGUAUACCAUUACUAG
Messenger RNA from Striga hermonthica, 1161 nucleotides. The record is from the annotation of a GenBank genome assembly. NCBI's taxonomy places the organism in Eukaryota, Viridiplantae, Streptophyta, Magnoliopsida, Lamiales, Orobanchaceae.